Molecule: messenger RNA, 1140 nt
Organism: Cannabis sativa
Lineage: Eukaryota; Viridiplantae; Streptophyta; Magnoliopsida; Rosales; Cannabaceae
Exons: 4
Coding region: 87-851 (254 amino acids)
Biological process (GO): protein polyubiquitination; SCF-dependent proteasomal ubiquitin-dependent protein catabolic process
Cellular component (GO): SCF ubiquitin ligase complex
Molecular function (GO): protein binding
Source: RefSeq, a predicted model, not a curated record
AACACACUUCCGAUUGGUCAAAACUUCUUCUUUUAGCUCAAAUUUCUGAUAUAAUUCCCAGAAAGAAAAUAUUUCCAGAGAGAAAAAUGAAACACUGUGAUUACUUUCAGAAAUCGCUUCCCAACGAUAUUGCCCUCAAAAUCGCUUCUUCACUUCAGGGUUUGGAACUGUGUUCACUGGGUAGUUGUUCUCGUUUUUGGAGGGAGCUAUGCAAGUCUGAUUGCUUAUGGGAAUCUCUAGCUAAAGAAAGAUGGCCUUUUUUGGGUUCUCUUCAACUCCAACCCUCCUCUUCUUCCUCUGCUCCUUAUAUCCCUAAUUUCCAGGGAUGGAGGGCCUUAUACAUCCAGAGACACAAUGAAAUGGCGGGUAGAGCUAUGGAGGUAUUGAAAUUCGUGGAGCAACGUUCUUUAUCUGGUUCUCUUGGAGUUGGGGACUAUUUGAAAGCAAUUGAAGAUUUGCACGUAAUGCAAUUUGGGUUUAAAGAUGUUGAAUUGUUGCUUUUCAAACCAAAGCUUAAUCCUUUAUUUAACUUGGUCGGUUUGCAUUACUGCAUAAAUUGGCUUCGAGUACCGGCUGAGUAUGUACUUGAAUCACUUGAGUGCUGUAAGAUCUCAGAUAGGGAAGUGUGUGUGAAGUGGUGGAAGCUUGGAAGAUGGUUCUAUGGCUUUCGCAUGCGCGAUGAGUCGCGUUUUCGCAUUUUCUGUAUGGCAGAUUUUGCAAUGGCUAAGGAAGAAGAGGUUCUUGCAGUGCUCCAUCGCGGUGCCAUUCAUGAGGUAAUACGGGUUCAGAUUUCCAUUGUUGAUUCUUCAGACAUUCCCUGGUAUCAUCAGAACACUCAGAAACAGGGUUAAGUAAGUGGCCUAUUAGUUAUGCAUGCAUCUGCAUAGCUUUGUUGUUUAUUAAUUGAUUUUAUGUACAUUUGUAUUGUUGUAUAUAUAUAAAUAUAAACGCUAUGAAUACAAGCCUGUGUAUCAAUAAACCAAAUAUACUUGUAUAGUAUUUUCACUGAAGAGGUCAAUGGCUUCUUUAUUCUGAUUGCAAGCUUCCUCUUCCAAGCUUAUAUUGUAACAAUUAGGGAAUAAAAUGUAUCAGUUUGUAUGCUAUGUUGUUAUCUAAAAUAAAAAUUAUGAACUCUGUCAA